This is a messenger RNA of Micropterus dolomieu (smallmouth bass), 4930 nucleotides long. Its product is annotated as sodium-coupled neutral amino acid transporter 3-like. The record is from RefSeq and is a predicted model, not a curated record. NCBI's taxonomy places the organism in Eukaryota, Metazoa, Chordata, Actinopteri, Centrarchiformes, Centrarchidae. The coding region runs from base 365 to 1942 and encodes 525 amino acids. The transcript has 17 exons. Gene Ontology annotation, biological process: asparagine transport; histidine transport; L-glutamine transport. Gene Ontology annotation, molecular function: L-histidine transmembrane transporter activity; L-asparagine transmembrane transporter activity; L-glutamine transmembrane transporter activity.
ACGACGCUCCGUUGUGCAUGCGUGUGCAUCAUCACCUGUCCGUGUGUGACAUUUACCAAACGGGAGUUAAACGCAAAGUAAGAGCCAAGUCGCGAUAGGUUUUAUUCAUUCGACGUGCGAGGUGCUCGGCCCCCAGAUAAGCAGCUGUAGAGAGAGGUGACAUUACAAACGUGCUGCACUUGCCCUUCGUGUGUUUGCAGGGUAACAUACUAUUGAUGUCCAGCGCCCUCGUUUGGACUACACAGACCUCUUUUAUCCCAGGGGAAAAAUAGAAACUUCUCUCUCAGCGAACUGACACAGCUUCAGACAUUUACACAUUUAAAGAGAUUCAUUCUUACAUACACAACAAGGCACCAGAGCAGAUAUGAGUGAGGAUAAACCAGCCGAGACUGUGGAAAGUGUCCCUGCUGAGGCAAACGCUAUUCCUAAUGGGAAAGGCCAUGAUCCUGGGGAGGAGAUCACAGCAUCAGUGAAAACACCACCUGCAGAGGACGGUGAACAGGAAACUGUACCCAAUAGUGCCCAGAAUGCUAGUCCCCACAGAACCGAGAAUACAGAGGCCAACCUCCCAGAGAGCCAGGAGUUCUUAUCAGAAAUGGAGGACAAGAAGACUAUACGCUUUACAGAUUUUGAGGGGAAAACCUCGUUUGGGAUGUCUGUCUUUAACCUGGGCAACGCAAUCAUGGGAAGUGGAAUCCUAGGACUAGCGUAUGCCAUGGCCAACACAGGGGUCGUCCUGUUUUUGGUACUUCUAACAGUGGUGGCAGUCCUCUCAUCAUAUUCCAUCCAUUUACUGCUAAAGUCCUCUGGUAUUGUAGGUAUUCGUGCGUAUGAGCAGCUGGGCUACAGGGCCUUUGGGACCCCGGGGAAGAUGGCAGCAGGUAUUGCCAUCACGCUGCAGAACAUUGGAGCCAUGUCCAGUUACCUGUACAUAGUCAAGUAUGAGUUUCCUUUGGUCAUCCAGGCCUUUCUGAGGGUGGAUAAACCUGCAGGUGAAUGGUACCUCAACGGGAACUACCUCGUGAUCAUUGUAUCUGUUGCUGUAAUAUUACCACUUGCUCUCAUGAAACAGCUGGGAUACCUGGGAUACACCAGUGGCUUCUCACUGAGCUGCAUGGUUUUCUUCCUCAUUGCGGUCAUCUACAAGAAGUUCAAUAUCCCAUGUCCAUUUGCGGACUUUUCAUUCAAUAGCACUGCCAGCGUGCUGAAUGUCAGUGUCACCGACCCUGGUGGGGAGGAUGAUCCUGCCUGUAUUCCCAAAAUGGCCAACCUCAACUCACAAACGGCCUACACCAUCCCCAUCCUGGCGUUCGCCUUUGUGUGCCACCCCGAGGUGCUGCCAAUCUACACAGAGCUGCGCAAUCCCACCAAGAAAAAGAUGCAGCAUGUGGCCAACAUCUCCAUUGCAGUCAUGUACAGCAUGUACUUCCUGGCUGCCCUUUUUGGAUACCUAACUUUCUAUGGUGAAGUGGAAGCAGAGCUGCUUCACACCUACAGCCGUAUUGACCCGUAUGACACUUUGAUUUUGUGCGUGCGUGUGGCUGUGCUCACUGCUGUCACACUCACUGUUCCCAUUGUGCUCUUUCCUGUACGGAGAGCGAUCCAGCAGAUGGUGUUUCCCAACAAGACCUUCUACUGGCCCCGUCACAUCGCCAUUGCUGUCAUUCUGCUCACUUUCAUCAACCUGCUGGUCAUCUUUGCCCCCAACAUCCUGGGCAUUUUUGGAAUCAUUGGUGCCACAUCCGCCCCUUGUCUCAUCUUCAUUUUCCCUGCUGUCUUCUACAUUCGCAUUGUACCCAAAGAAGAGGAGCCACUGCGCUCGGUUCCCAAAAUCAUGGCUGCCUGUUUUGCUGGGAUAGGCUUCCUGUUUAUGAUAAUGAGUCUCAGCUUUAUCAUCAUUGAUUGGACAUCCGGCACCAAUAACGCCAGCAGUGGUCACUAGGCAUCACCUUCCUUUUUUUUUUCCUUUCCGAUUUUAUAUUGUUGAUUUAGAUUUUUGCUGUAAUGUUUUUAUUUUGAAAAAUGUUCGUGAAAAAUGUCCGAUCUUUUACAUCAGAAAAUAUUGGCCACAGAGGGGGGAGUCUAGAGUUGAGGAAGGGUCUUCACAAAAAGCUCUCACUCUAAUGACGUUACUUUGUACUGUGCAUCCUGCCUAACAGUGACUGCAGAUCCAGGCCAGUAGACUUUCUUGGAAAGUUGAUAGUGAAUUUACAAAAUAGGCCAGGUGCAUAAAGAUUAAUGCUGACAUUUGGAGGCUGUGCCUUGUGAGAUGGAUGUAGAAAACAGAAAAGUAACUAGAGAAAGCUGCUGUCUUUAUACGCCUGUCCCGUUGUUGGUUGUGAGCAUCGGCCAUCACACCUGCUAUCCCUCUUUUGUCCUAAGAUCCUUUAUGAUCUGCAAACUGCUACUCAGAUUAUAGGACACAAUCUGAGGCACCUCUCGUUUGAACUGUUGAAUGAGAGAAAUGCAUUGAACGAUAGACAAUUCUUUUAUGAUUUUAAGUCUGUUAUUAUUAUUCUAAGUUAUUUGAAUAACUACAACUUUGCUAUUCUGUGCAACUGCAGAGGAAUGUGAUAGUACAGGCUAUUCCACAGAAAGAAAGAUAGGUUAAAGGAAUAGUUCAGCAUUUUUUGGAAAUAUGCUUAAUUUGUUGCAGAGAGUUUGAUACCACUCUCGUGUCUGUACAGUAAAUUUGAAGCUACAGCCGGUUAGCUUAGCUUAGCUUAGCAUAGCAUAUUGACUGGAAAGUGUCAAACUAUUCCUUUUUAAGGUGUGCAGCCUUUAGCUCCUACUCCACUAACUUUUGCUGCUGCUGUGUAUUUUAAGGUUUGGAGGUAUUAACAUUCUCCCCUCUGACAGAGCAAGGGGAACCACAGAAGUGGUACCGUUUUGUGAGCACAUUUAUCCUAACAUUCCUACACAAUAUGAUCUAGAUGUAUAUUUUUGUUAUUAAUCACUACUUGAUGAAAACCUCAGAGGACAUGAUUCUCAGCUAGGUCGUACAUGAGGAGAUCAAUAUCAGAGAGGCAGGUUUCAGGUUAAGAACAUUUUUAAAUGGUUCUUGGCUGUCCAGAUCAAUACAUAGAAUAAUGCUUAUAUUGUACACAGAGUUUUCUUUUCUGUAUUACCAUGUAAAUGACAGUGAUAAAUGGUACUGAAGACCUCAUCAGUUGGAAUGUACAGAUCAGAGUGAUAAAUGAAAAGAUGAAAGUUACCACUCAGUGUUCUUAAUCAUUGAGUAGGGAUGAUUUUUACCUGGAAGAUUUGAUGUGUUGUUUCUGCACAUUUACUGGAAGUAAUCAGAGAUAACCAAAAUGUGUUUUUAAAAAACAACAGGGUCACUUCAUGAAGUGGUUAGUAACAGUUUGGUGUCUGUAAAUAUUUCUGUGUGCAGCACAAGCUUGAUCCCUAACAAAGUCUCUAACAAUCUUGAAAAGUUGAAGGUUAGCAAUAGCACUUUCCUUUGAAAAGCACAACCUCUUGUAGCCAAUAAUGAAACACAAGCAAAUGAUUUGUGAGAAAUUAACAUAUUUGAUAGAUGUGAUUUAAAGGUGUGUUCCUUUGCAUAACUAAAUCAUUAAUAAAUUAAUCUAAUGUAGAUUACGAGACAAUGUAUCGAUGGUAUAAUAUGGAUGUCAAACACUACUUGAAAUGAAGUUUUCCUGUGAAACCCUGCCAUCAUUAGUUUCCUCCUCUGGUCCGUUCCGUAGAUAAAAAAAACUAAUUAGUUGGAGUAGUACUGUUGGAGGUUUUUAAGUGUCCGUGUUGUUUAAAAAAGAAAACAUGGCUCCACAGUAUUUGAACUAUACUACCUAUAUGCGUUUGUGUUGUUACACCUGGACCUAUACUCUGAUCUGAAGUAUAAUUCGAGUAUUUGUCUCCUACCAUUGAUAGAUUAACUGUUGUUUUAAACCUCAUGUGUAAUGUUUAUUCGGCGUAUCAGUUGAAUCUGAUUCAGUAAUGAAAUGCAAGAUGCAAAACCAUGUUAAUGAUCAAUUUUAUGUUUUUUUUUUCUUAUAUUUGUCUUUUAUAGUCUGUGGUAUAUCAUCAGUGGUAUAGUUUGGGUCACUUCUGACUUCCUCGCUGCUUCUUGGCAGACAGUAACCCACUAACCUGGAGUUGUUAGUGAGCUGGUAUACUUGCCUACAUUUCAUUGUUUUUUUAAAAUGAUAAAUUCUGUUACACCAGACAAUAUGGGUAUUGUAUGUAUGGGUAUUGAGUAUGAGUAUUGUCCUGUCAAUUUGUUACACGACAAACCUCUUUUAAUCCCCCUUUUUUUUCUCAUUUUAUCUAGAUAUUUGGUUGUCUUUAUGUGUCUGUGUGCAGGGGGAAUCAUCUGAAUCAGCCACUGGGACAUAACUUAUAUUUAGUGUUUAUCCAAUGCAAGGUUAUAUUUAUCCACAGCUUCCUGUUCCUAGUUUGACCUUAGUUUUUGGCUGUAUGUGUGAUACAGCUAUUUGGGAAAUGUAAUGGGUGUCAUAAAGAGUUUUUCAAUAGUAUGCACACAAAAAAUUCUUCAAAACCUCGCAACAUGCAAAAAAUAAAAAUAAGCAAGAGGUAUCAGUGGCUGAUACAAGAUGAUCUCUGAGGACCUCUCUUUAGAUCUUAGUGUUGCUUAGUGUCUCCCUCUUUCUGUGAUUUAUUGAAACGUGUAUGAUUGAAUAGUAACAUAUUAAAUAUUGACAUCGGCCAGCAUUUAUAAAUAAUGUAUAUAAAUGUAUACCCUUUAUAUUCUAUAUGCAUAUCUAGUUUGUACAAUGUAAAUAGCAAAGUUUUAGUCCAAUUAAAAAUAUAAAUGUAAUCAUUUUCAAAGUGCUUUUAAACCUAUUUGUCCUUCGAUUCAUGUCGAUUUUCUCUAUAUAUUUUAAUAUGUUGCUGGCAGUUAUUGUACUGUAAACAAUGUUGCAAUAAAGAUAAUGAGGUAACAAAA